Molecule: messenger RNA, 366 nt
Organism: Capronia epimyces CBS 606.96
Lineage: Eukaryota; Fungi; Ascomycota; Eurotiomycetes; Chaetothyriales; Herpotrichiellaceae
Exons: 1
Coding region: 1-366 (121 amino acids)
Source: RefSeq, a predicted model, not a curated record
AUGGUCAAGGACGACAACAACAAGCCUUUCAAAGCAGCAGCCCAAUCUAAUCCGACCGCUCUCGGGGAUCCUGUCUCUCUCGAGCCCGAACAGACCGCACCUUCACCCAACGGGGUUGAUCGACCACAGGCGAAAGAGGGCCAAGCCCAGACGCAGACUCCGACGCAUGAUCGGAAGCAAGACGGUCCAGGAACCAAAAGCCUAAAGGAUAUGGCAAAGCACGAUCUCGACGAAGCCAAGAAAGGCAACCGAUCGAUGCUGGGGGACCCGGUAAGCCUCAAGGCCGAGACGGCCGACGCUGACCCGGUUAAGGACGACGCGAUGGGUGGGAUUACGGGUAACAAGGAACGAGAUUCGAAGUUGUAA